UUAUUUUUCCGGCUUGUUCAUCGUAACCGGUCAAGAUGGCGUCUCAGCAGCCGCCGCCGAUGUCCCAACCUGGUUUACAGCAGCCUGCUUCAAUACAACAACAACAACAGCAGCAGCAGCAGCUGAGUCAGCAACAAGAUUUCGAUCCAGUUCAUAGGUUUAAGAUGCUUAUUCCACAGCUGAAAGAGAGUUUACAGAACCUGAUGAAGAUCGCAUCGCUGAAUUUGGCCCACAACACGGCAAUAGACAACGGCAUUAAAAGCAGCGACACCACUGUUCAGCGCUUUGACAAAAGCUUAGAGGAGUUUUAUGCCCUCUGUGACCAGCUGGAACUGUGUUUGCGGCUUGCUUAUGAGUGCCUCUCCCAGAGCAUUGACAGCGCCAAGCAUUCACCCAACCUGGUCCCAACAGCCACCAAACCAGACACGGUGCAGACGGAGUCCAUGUCUUACGCCCAGUACCUUGGCAUGAUCAAGUCUCAGAUCUCCUGUGCCAAGGAUAUCCACAAUGCUUUGCUGGAGUGUUCCAAGAAAAUUGCAGGCAAAGUACAGCCUCAGGGACUCAUGUAGACUGGAACUCUCUUUCCUUACGUUGCCAUUUGGGCAGGAGUCAUUUUCACAUCGUUCACAUCUUUUUUUUUUUAUUUACUUUGGUGGGAUGCUUUUUCAUUUCUCAAGAGCCUGUAUAUACUGUUCUGAUGUUUUUUUUGCUAUUAUGUUGUGUUUUUCAUAAGCUGUAAAUAUUCUUGACAGAAAGGCCUGUUCUAAAUUGACCAGCAGGUGGUGGCAGAGCUGUAACUGCCAGCUCCAUACCUGCAGGUCUUUCGUAGCCAGUUUGUAUUAAAUAAUAAAACCUUUCUACUGAAA
Messenger RNA from Betta splendens (Siamese fighting fish), 866 nucleotides. RefSeq names its product mediator complex subunit 29 (gene med29). The coding region runs from base 36 to 569 and encodes 177 amino acids. Lineage: Eukaryota; Metazoa; Chordata; Actinopteri; Anabantiformes; Osphronemidae. Gene Ontology annotation, cellular component: mediator complex. The record is from RefSeq and is a predicted model, not a curated record. Gene Ontology annotation, molecular function: transcription factor binding; transcription coregulator activity. Gene Ontology annotation, biological process: regulation of transcription by RNA polymerase II. The transcript has 4 exons.